Messenger RNA from Neoarthrinium moseri, 3021 nucleotides. RefSeq lists its product as uncharacterized. The transcript has 4 exons. Gene Ontology annotation, molecular function: calcium-activated cation channel activity. Bases 1 to 3021 code for a protein of 1006 amino acids. Lineage: Eukaryota; Fungi; Ascomycota; Sordariomycetes; Amphisphaeriales; Apiosporaceae. The record is from RefSeq and is a predicted model, not a curated record. Gene Ontology annotation, cellular component: plasma membrane.
AUGAGUCGGUCGGCACAUCCAUACAUACGUACACCUACACCUACACACAACAUGGGGUGGCACUUGGGACAUUUGAGCUCCCUAGUCAGUCGCGAUGGGAAUCCUACCGACCCCGGUGCCGAGCUGCUCGAGCUGCUCAACGACCCUUUCAAGCAACCGCUUGGUGAAGGUGCUGUCUGGUCUGCACUGGGAUCCUCGGUCGGUAUCACCGUCGGAAUCGCACUCCUCUUUUCCUUCGUUCGCCCCUACAACACAGUCGUAUACGCGCCCAAGCUGAAGCAUUCCGACGAAAAACAUGCACCUCCCCCUAUAGGAAAGGGCGUCUUCGCCUGGAUUGGUCCGGUGCUGAAGACUUCGGAGCAUGACAUUGUCAAUCACGCUGGCAUGGACGCUGCCAUAUUCCUCCGUUUUACGCGAAUGUGUCGAAACAUCUUCCUCGUUCUGUCCAUCCUGGGCUGCGGAAUUCUGAUCCCCAUCAACUAUACGCAGAAUAGUGGCAACUCGGAACAGAAAUGGCUGAAGCGUAUCACUCCCCUAGAGGUAUGGGGAGGCAAGCAGUGGGGCUUGGUGGUCGUGACGUAUCUGUUCAACUUCACCAUCUGCGGCAUACUUUGGUGGAACUAUAGGAAGGUACUCCAACUUCGGCGCAGAUACUUCGAAAGCGAAGAAUACCAGAACAGCUUGCAUGCCAGGACCCUGAUGUUAAACGACAUUCCGAAGAAUAUGGCGUCCGACGAGGGCAUCGCUCGAAUUAUUGACGAGGUCAUUCCCAACUCAUCGUUUUCCCGAACUGCCAUUGCUCGCAAUGUCAAGGUUCUCCCAGAGCUCAUCGCUCAGCACGAUCGUACUGUCCGGAUGCUCGAGUCCGUACUGGCUAAGUACCUAAAGGACCCUCACAACCUUCCUGCUGGUCGUCCGACAUGCCACCCGUCCAAGAAGGAUCCGUCUUACAGCACAUACCCCAAGGGCCAGAAGGUCGAUGCCAUUGAGUACCUCACGUCGAGAAUUCGGGAGCUUGAGGUCGAGAUCAAAGAAGUACGAAGCACGCUUGACAAAAGAAACACCCUCCCCUACGGAUUUGCCAGCUAUGACGAUAUAGCUGAGGCUCACGCUAUCGGCCACGCUCUGAGAAGUAGGAAGCCUAAGGGUACUACCGUCCGUCUUGCUCCUCGGCCGAACGACAUCAUCUGGGAUAACAUGCCCAUGGGCCCGUCUGCGCGGAGCUGGAACAGAAUCUGGAAUAACAUUUGGAUUGCUGUCCUGACCCUCAUCUGGAUCGUGCCCAACGCCCUGAUCGCCAUUUUCUUGGUCAACCUGAAUAACCUCGGCAUGGUAUGGCCGGCUUUUCAGACCGCCCUGGAACAAGAUACCGUAUUUUGGUCCAUUGUCCAAGGUAUCGCGUCUCCCGCAAUCACGUCACUUGUCUACCUGGCACUUCCGGUCAUCUUCCGACGACUUUCCAUCAAAGCUGGUGACAGAACCAAGACGGGCCGCGAGAGACACGUGUUGGCGAAGCUCUAUUCUUUUUUCGUAUUCAACAACCUCAUUGUGUUCUCGAUCUUCAGUACCCUCUGGUCCUUCGUUGCAGCUGUUGUCAAAGACACGACCAAGACGGGCGACGCCUGGCAGUCCGUCCUGCGCCAAGAACCAGCAACGACUUUGUUCAUCGCGCUUUGCAACAUUUCGCCGUUCUGGGUGACUUGGCUUCUACAGCGCCAAUUGGGCGCCGCUGCUGAUUUAGCCCAGCUAUGGAAGCUUAUUUACGGUUUUCUGCAGCGGAAAUUGUCCAGCCCGACCCCAAGAGAGCUGAUCGAGCUCACCGCGCCACCACCGUUCGAGUACGCCAUGUACUACAACUACUUCCUGUUCUACUCCACUGUUGCGUUGUGCUACGCUGGCCUGCAGCCUCUUGUGUUGCCAGCCGCUGCUUUGUACUUCGCUGUGGAUGUGUACCUACGAAAAUAUCUGCUGUUGUACAUCUUCGUUACCAAGACCGAAUCGGGCGGCAUGUUCUGGAGAGUCUUGUUCAAUCGCUUCAUCUUUGCGACAAUUCUCUCGAACCUCAUCGUUUUCCUGGCAGUGUGGGUACGUGGCGAUGGCACACAUAUCCAAGCUUUCGCCGUGGUCCCUCUGCCCUUUAUCAUGGUGGCCUUCAAGGUGUAUUGCGCAAGGGUUUUCGACGAUAAAAUCCAUUACUUCGCCAUCCGCAAUGUGCAGCGGAACCCUGAAGGAGCCUUGAAGGACCCUCUACGCUCCGACCGCCUCGCUUCACGCUUCGGCCACCCAGCAUUGUACAAACCCCUCAUUACCCCAAUGGUCCACGCCAAGGCUCAGAAUAUCCUGGCUUCAAUUUACAAGGGUCGUCUCUCAGAUGGUCGGGAAGCCUACUCGGGGGAUGUGAUGUCUACAUCGGGCUACAGCGACGCUUAUAUCCUUGACCCGAUGACAAAGUCGGGCAAGUCAAAAUCAGCUCUGCCUGGUUUUGAAAUCGUACCUGAAGGCAAAAUGGAUUUUGAAUAUUACAAGAACCGCCCGGAGUUCGCCUCCGAGCACGGUGGCGGCGAGAUCUACGGCCGCCAUGCUGAUUCCAUUCGCCCAGGGACGCCGGGAAGUAUGUUCAACGGCAGUGAACCAAAUUCUCGACCCGGCAGUCCGAGUAUUCCCACUAUCCCACGCAUGGGAAGCCCGGGACCUGGCCGAUCAUACUCACCAUUCACCCCAACUGCAACAAAUGACAAUCCGUACGCUCAACCACCAGAUAUCGGCCGCUCGCGCAGCCCGUUGUAUUCUCAGGGCAAUGAAAGCGGGUCAAAUUUAGUCAGCCACGCCGCUGCGAUGCCCAUGACAACACCUGGGUCUAGGGAGCCCAGCAUGGAACGACCAGCGUCGAGAGCACCGGGUGGUGUGGGAAUGCUUGGUGGUGGGCCACGCGGGUAUGGAAAUCUUCCCCAGGAGGAGGCGGAUCACGACCCUAUGGCGUACGAUUAUUUCCGCAGCUCCAGAACGAGGAGAGAGUUUUGA